This is a messenger RNA of Tarenaya hassleriana, 1852 nucleotides long. RefSeq lists its product as uncharacterized. The coding region runs from base 96 to 1649 and encodes 517 amino acids. The record is from RefSeq and is a predicted model, not a curated record. Lineage: Eukaryota; Viridiplantae; Streptophyta; Magnoliopsida; Brassicales; Cleomaceae. The transcript is spliced from 5 exons.
ACGAUACACCGAGAUUAGGGUUAUUAAGCUCCCAGCAGAAGGGCAAUCCCUCCGAGCCAAAGUUGUUAACUUUCGCCCAAAUUUCCGACAAAUCGAUGGCUCUGUCUCAACACGAGCCCAUGAAUCCAUUAACUACCGAUUCUCUCAUUGGCAAUAAUUUCGAAAUCACGCUAAACAAGUCAGUAGAAGAUCUCUUAGCCGAGAUUCACGGCGGAGGUUCAAAUUUCUCUCGUUUCGUCGAUGUUUUCUACAAUUUGAUGCAAGCGAGAAUCGACCCGCCUUUCGAAUCGAUCUGGGUUUACACAGCUUUAUCCUUCCGCACAAAAAUUUCGGCAAAUGAAGACCCUUUGGAUCGAGUUGCCUCGGCGAAGGGCCUGCUUCAGUUCAUAUCAGCUUGCUCGGGCUCUUGCAGUUCAUCAAAAAGCAUCGGAUUGCUGGCUCCUCUCGUUUUUGAGGUAUACAAAUUAGUCAAUUCUCUCUUAAGCAAAGAAUCUUGUUCGAAGAAGGGGAAAAAAGGCAUGAGAGAGGUUAAGUCUUUGAUUGAUGCAAUGCUUGGGUAUAUAAGUGCAUGUUCUAGCAGUGAUUUGAACGAAAGAGAUACAGAAUCAGCAGAUUCAAGCUUGGGAGUCGCAGUUUCAGACUUGGUUCGUGUUUGGACCGAUUCGAAUACAAAGUUGGAUUUGUUCUUCCCUUUGGUUAGUGGUGAUAUAUGUGAGAAAAUGAAAGAGGAUGAUUUCGAUGUGAAUUACUUGGCUGGAGUUGUUGUUGCCGAGAUGUUCUUCUUGAAGUUGUUAAUGGAGUUUCGAGGAAUGCCUUUGGGAGGUGAUUCAGAGAAAGAAUUGAGGAAUAGGGUUGUCGGAACAAUAACAGAAUUCCGUAACCCUUACUUUUUCGAUGUUCUUGUCAACAUGCUCACAGAGCUAAAACUGCCUCUCCAUACUCAUCUUCUGGAUCCUGAACAGGAAGUUUCAUUAAGGAAAAUUCUGUAUGAUGCCGUUGUAUUGGUAGAUUACUCUUUUCUGAACAUUAACGCCACCGCAAGCCUAGAGACUGAUCAAUCUAAAAGUCUGGCCAUUUCAAGGUUACAUCUUGUGUAUGAAGCUAUGGAGUUCUGCAAGAAGAACAAAGAUCAGAAAACUGCUUUCUCUUAUUCUAAUGCUUUCUCGGCCUCUCAUUUACGUUUUCAAAUAAUAAAAUGGAUCAAAAUGGUGGGAGGUGGAGAUCCAGGAGCUAAGUCCUCUCCUAAAGAUCUUAUAACAGAGUUGUCAACUAAUCUUCAGAAACAUGGAGACGGGCCAUUUGGAAACAGGCUUAUGAAGCUUUGUACCAAAUUAGCCAUUGAUGAUGGGAAACAAGGCUCAUUUAAGAACAUAUUAACAAACACAAAGGAAAAUGGGGAAGAUAAUCAUGCUUUCUACAUUGGUAAAGAAGGCCAAGAACGAGAUGUGUCCGAUAUCGAGUCUGGUGACAGCGAUGAGGACGAGAUUACAAAUGCUGCUUUGAUAAAUGCUGCAAGGUCAAUCAAAGCGGCAGGGAGUGUAGGAAAAAAGAGGAAAGAAAGAGGGAAGCAUAUCAAGUAUAACCUCACUAGUUCUUCUGGGUCACUUGAUUCGGGGAGUGAGAGUGAUCUUGAGGAUUCCGCUGUCUGAUCAGGACAGAGAUUGAUUUUGGGUUUUUGUUCUGUCCCAUUCUCCGAUAUGACUUGUUCUUGAGAUCUGUUGCUUCUUUGAAGCAUGAAACUGUAAUGGAGAGUGACACCACUCAGGAAAGUAUAUGCAUUUGUAUUUUGAGGUUUCGGUUUCAGAUUAUCCAAUGAAAACAAGAGAUUAAUUAAAGACCAAAUCUUUUUGUU